Messenger RNA from Selaginella moellendorffii, 23845 nucleotides. RefSeq lists its product as uncharacterized. The transcript is spliced from 5 exons. The record is from RefSeq and is a predicted model, not a curated record. Gene Ontology annotation, cellular component: membrane; cytoplasm. NCBI's taxonomy places the organism in Eukaryota, Viridiplantae, Streptophyta, Lycopodiopsida, Selaginellales, Selaginellaceae. Bases 550 to 23724 code for a protein of 7724 amino acids. Gene Ontology annotation, molecular function: metalloendopeptidase activity. Gene Ontology annotation, biological process: proteolysis; cell adhesion.
CAUUGAGCGCGCUCGCGAGAGAGGAAAGGCGAGGAAGAAAUCGAUUAGGUUCUUCGGUGGCGAGAGAGAUCCGGUAGCUCUCGCUUUGGAUCGUUGGUCAAGGUUGUGAAGUGGUCGAAGGGAGUUUAUGUGCAUUCUUCCUGUUGGUUUUGGUCCGUCUGUGUGGUGGAGUGUAUCGUCUGUGCUCUGCAUUUUUUAGGAGCCAGGUCUAUCUUGAUCCACCGCUGGAAAUUCUUUGAUCCGCGAUUGCGCUGCCUCGAGGCAUCGCUCGCGCCAGUUUUGCUUUUUGCAUAUAUCUUUCUUUUCCCUCCUGGGAUUGUUUGACAGACCCCGGGGUUUUGCGUUUCGAUUUUGUGCAUAGUCGCGUCGAGAGGGAUAAAGCUUCCAAGAAAAUCGAAAAAAGAAAACAUUUCGCCUUCGUGAGAUUGAUAGUGAGUCUGAGAUCGAUUUCGAUCGAAUCGAUCCAAGUCUAGUAUUCUAGUGUGCAUAAACUCGCUCGUCCCAAUCCCAAUUUUGCUGUGUUGUAUAUUUUGCUUUGUUCUUAACAUCAUGGGGAAGUGUUCUAGCAAAGAACGUGUUGGAAAAGCAAUGGUCUCCAAGAUCAAUGCCGUCCAGAAAUCUUCGGGGGCUUCGAGCUCGAAUGACAACAACAACAACAACAACAACAACAACAAAUCCAACACAAAGCCUCAGUCCAUUCCAAGCUCGAGUGGUAGCACCAGGGUCCAGGACAACAAUUCUCCCAAGAAUGUUGGGGUGGUGGUGCCACCAAUCUCCAUCCCUGCCCCUCCCGCCCCGGCUGUAGGCUCAAAUAUCCAACGAGGAGGCCCCGGCUCGGUGUCGGACAGAUUCCACGAUGCACAAGAAGAACUCCCCGACUUCCCCACGCUCGACGCCCAAGGCAACGUCCCACCCGAGGAGCACCCAACUCCAAAGAUGGGCUCCUCUUACAAGCAGCCAUCCUCGUCGUCCCCAGCGUCGUCUCCCCAGGAAGUGAAAAAGAUCCAUUCCUACGCAUACGUGGUGGCCCAAGCGCCACCAUCCGCAAGUAAGUUGAGCUCGAGUUCUUCGUGUCCAGGUAAGUCGUCUAACCUCGAGGUCCUUAGCAGUAGUAAUAGUAGCGCUGGUAGUUUCGGUAGAAGCCAAAGCCUUGAGACGUCUAGUAGAGCUAGCGAGACAAAGUUUUCUCACACAACCACCAGAACACCAUCGAAAACUCCAGAAACCGUCGUGAAGCCCGAGUUAGUUUCGACUCAAACACCAAGUGCUAAGCCCGAUCCUUACAAAUCCGACUCGAAAUAUGCCAAGCCUGCUUCUACAACCAAGCUAGCUCCUGAAUCAAAAACCAAAAGUGUUGAGACCAUGAAGCCUGCCCCGGACACCAAAGGUAAGCCCAUUAGUAGCAAAGGUAACAAGCCGCCUCCUCCGGUGCAAGAGAAGGCCUCACCGAAAGCCAAGUCUCCGCCUAAGGCCAAGGCUUCCCCGACGCCAGUAAGAGUUACAGAGCCUGCGAUGCAAAACCGCAAAGAAGAGAAAGCUGCCGGCGUUUCUCGUCGUGGCUUUGUUCUCGAGGACUGGGAACUUGUCUCCAAAGCCACUGAAACUCCGGACGACAAACAAAAGGCAUCAAGAACAGCAAAUACAGAGACCACAAAAGCUGGGCCGGAUAGGAAAGCAGUGGAUAGUCUAGGAAAACCAGGUGGCGCGAUCAGGCCUCAAGCGGGAUCUGAUGUAUCAUCAGAGAACCGAGUAGGAAAACAGGCAGCCCCCCCGGAGAUUAUAAAAGAACAGAAGGCCAGGGAGAUCCCAGCGAUGGAGAAACGUUCAUCACAAUCUAAAGCAGCAACAGCAAAAAUAGUCAAAGCUACACCGGAAGUGCAUGUGCCGGGAAGUGAUAACUCCAUGUCGAGCUUCAGUGGACCGUCUGAUUCAUCAAAAGUUGGCGAGGAAAAACAGCAUGCUCAAAAGCGUGAAGCUGCUCAAGUUGGCGCUGGAACGAAGAGAAAUUCGGGACAGGAGGAGCCAGUAAACAUUGCGAAAGAAGUACCAGAUAAUGCUACAAUCAAGGAUGUUACAAGGGAUUUUGACAAGAAAACUCCACAAGGAGCUCAGAACAAACGAAAAGAUGAUACGCCAAAGCAGGAAGCUAAGAUAGAUCAGAUCGGCAUUGGCACAUCGGUAACAACUUUAGGAGAGAUACAAGAGAAACCACAAGCAAUUGCCGCUCUGCCUAAGGAGGAAAAGGCACCUGUUCCCGAUCAGAAGCCACAGGAAGCGCCAAUAUCAGAUACAGUGGCAGAUGCCACAUCCAAAUCAAAUCUUGAUGUGCCUAGGGACAAACCGCAGCACCGGGCGAUAGCUCCAUAUGCGAUAGUGAAGCGGGAAAAUGAUGAUUCGUGCGUGGAGGAACAGCCCGCUGGCAAAUUCACAAUGAAAUUGGAAGACAACGUAGAGAAGCCAGCCGUUUCUGAGCAUGAGCUCAAGCUACCAGACAAUUUUUACGGUGCUCAGACAAUUGCAGCUGCACAGAACGUACAAGUCGCGACUCCAGCAGAAAUGCAAGUGCUAUUGGACAUAUAUCCUGAGGCUGUGCAAAGAAAUGAGGAGCAGACUGCAAGUGACGUUUCCCUGAAGGAUCCAAAAGCCCCUGUACCUUUGGAAUACUUAGCAGGACUAGUCGAACACGUCAUAUGUACCACAACAGAGGAACAUGAAAACGUGACACCGCCCCAAAUAAAGAGAAGUGCGCGUCCCAACCAAGGAAAGGACAACAGAAAAGAAAGAGACGAAACGGUUUCGGGCCUGCCCGUUCCCAAAGUCGUACAAGAAACAUCGAAGGCCGUCGAGUUACAACAAGCCACGCCUUCAGAAGCCAUGCCUGUGGUUAAAAAGAAGGCUGCAAGGGAGGCAAUACCCGAGCCUCCAGCAGCAAUGCCUCCAACCCCGGAAAACAAGGAAAAAGAGAGCCAUGACGCAGCCAAGUUGGCUGUAGAGCAUGCUGAGGCCGAGGAGAGUGAUCCCAAGGCGAUUGUGAAGGAGGGAGAAAAGGUGGCAGACCAGGAAAUUAAGAGGUCCCCGCUGGAUUGCACACACGCGACAGAUUCUGUGGUGAAGGAGACAGCAGCUCCUGCCAGUGACGAUUUUUCUCAGCUAGUGGCACAGGAAAAGAAAGUCAGGGAGCUACUGGUUUCUGAACGUGAGCUCGAGCUGCCUGUCCCAGUAGUCUCGCAGCACGCACAGCAGCACGUCAAGGAGCAGACACAAGCUGUGCCAGAGGAUGCAAAGGAUGCCAAGGAGGUGGAACAAGCCGAGCCAAUAACAGCUCUAGCAGCAAUGCCCGUGGCCAACGAGGUCUUGCCCGCAAAAGACAAACCUGAGAAGGCCAAGGUGGCUGUGGACGACCAGGUGGAGCAUUCUGACACCCAGGAGAGUGCUCCAGAGCUGAUCGUGGAGGAGGAAGAAAAGGUGGCGGAGCCACAGAUUGAGAAAGCCGUGCCGGAUUCCACGCAGGCGAUGGAUCCCAUGGUAGAGGACACACUGGCAGCAGCUGCCAGUCUAGACAUUCCCAAGCAAGUAGCAGAGGAGGUAAUCAAUAUCGAGGAGCCAAAGCAAGUUUCUGAACGUGAGCACCACCUGCUCGUCCCAGUAGAAAAAGUCCCACAGCCCACAGGCAAGGCUGUUAAGGAGCCACAGGCUGUGCCUAAGGCAGUUCCUGAGGCUGCAAAGGAGGUGGAACUGGCCGAGCCACCUGCAGCUCCAGCAGCAAUCCCUGCAGUCAACAAUGUAUUUCCCGCACACAACGAAAUCAAGGUGGAAGAGAGAAUUGAGACGGCCGACGUGGCUGUGGAAGACAAGGAGGAGAAUGCUGACGACAAGGAGAGUGUUCCAGAUGCGAUCGUAAAGGAGGGAGAAAAGUUGGCAGAGCCAGAUAUUGAGAGUCCUGUGCCAGAAUACAUGCAUGCAACGGAACCCGCGCUGGAGACACUGCUAGCAGCCCCAUCAAGAGAAGACAUUCACGAGCAAGUGCCAGAGGAGGAAAUCAAAGUCAAGGAGGCACAACAAGUUUCCAAACGUGAGAUCAAAGAAGAUGUCCAGCAGGCUGCGGACGAGGCUUUCCAAAAGAAAGGCGAUGAGCCUGAGCCUGAGGCCGUGCCUGAGAAACCUGACGAGGCUGCUAAGAAGGUGGAACUGGCUGAGCCAGUCGCAGCUCCAGCAGCAACGUCCGCGGUGAAUGACGUCUUGCCCACACAGCACGAAAUCAAGGAGGAAGAGAGCAUAGAGCCAGCUGCUCUGCACGACCAGGUGGAGAAUGGUGAGGCCGGGGAGAGUGCUCCAGACGCGAUCGUGGAGGAGCCAGGGAUCGAGAGUGCUCUGCUGGAUUCCAUGCAUGCGGCAGAUCCCGUUCUGGAGGACACACACGCAGCAGCUCCUGCCAGUGAACACAUUAACAGGCAAGUGGAAUACGAGGAAAUCAAAGUCGAGAAGCCACAACAACAUUCCAAACGCAAGGUGAAGCUGCCCGUCCCAGUAGAAGAACUCCCACACACAACGAACAAAGCCGUCCAGGAGCCAGAGGCUGUUCCAAAGCCAGAGGCCGUGCCUGAGGCUGCUGAAGAGGCUGCCAAGGAGGUGGAACCGGCCGAGCCAGUCGUAGCUCAAGUACCAACUGCCACAGUGGAUGACGUCUUACCCACACACGAAGAAAUCAAGGAGGAAGAGAGCAUAGAGCCGGCCAAGGUGGCUGUGGAUGACCAGGUGGAGAAUUUCAAGCCCAGGGAGAGUGCUUCAGUCGCGAUCCUGCAGGAGGGAGAAAAGUUGGCGGUGCCAGAGAUCGAGAGUGCUGCUCCAGAUUCCAUCCAUGUGACAGAUACCACAGUGGAUGACACACAGCGAGCAUCUCCUGCCAGUGAGGACAUUCACGACAACGUGGAAGAGGAGCAAACCAAAGUCGAGGUGAUGCAUGAAGUUUCCGAACGCGAGGUUGAGCUUGCUGUCCCAGUAGAAGAACUCCCACCGUCAGGGAACGAAGAAGUCCAGGAGCCACAGCCUGUGCUUGACGCCGUUCCCGAGACAGAGGCCGUGCCUGAGGCUUCUGAAGAGGAUGCCAAAGAGGUGCAACCAGCCGAGCCAGUUGUAGCUCAAGUACCAACCGCGAAAGUGCAUGACGUCUUACCCGCACACGAGGAAAUCAAGGAGGAAGAGAGCAUAGAGCCGGCCAAGGUGGCUGUGGAUGACCAGGUGGAGAAUGUCGAGCCCAGGGAGAGUGCUUCAGUCGCGAUCCUGCAGGAGGGAGAAAAGUUGGCGGUGCCAGAGAUCGAGAGUGGUGCACUGGAUUCCAUGCAUGCGACAGAUGCCACAGUGGACGACACACAGCGAGCACCUCCUGCCAGUGAGGACAUUCACGAGAACGUGGAAGAGGAGCAAACAAAAGUCCAGGUGCCACAUGAAGUUUCCGAACGCGAGGUCGAGCUUGCUGUCCCGGUAAAAGAACUCCCAGAGUCGGGGAAUGAAGAAGUCCAGGACCCACAGCCUGUGCUUGAGGCCGUUCCCGAGCUUGAGGCCGUGCCUGAGGCUGCUGAAGAGGCUGUCAAGGAGGUGGAACCGGCCGAGCCAGUCGUAGCUCAAGUACCAACUACCACAGUGGAUGACGUUUUACCCACACACGAGGAAAUCAAGGAGGAAGAGAGCAUAGAGCCGGCCAAGGUGGCUGUGGAUGACCAGGUGGAGAAUGUCGAGCCCAGGGAGAGUGCUUCAGUCGCGAUCCUGCAGGAGGGAGAAAAGUUGGCAGUGCCAGAGAUCGAGAGUGGUGCACCGGAUUCCAUGCAUGCGACAGAUGCCACAGUGGACGACACACAGCGAGCACCUCCUGCCAGUGAGGACAUUCACGACAACGUGGAAGAGGAGCAAAGCAAAGUCGAGGUGCAGCAUGAAGUUUCCGAACGCGAGGUCGAGCUUGCUGUCCCAGUAGAAGAACUCCCACAGUCGGGGAACGAAGAAGUCCAGGACCCACAGCCUGUGCUUGAGGCCGUUCCCGAGCUUGAGGCCGUGCCUGAGGCUGCUGAAGAGGCUGUCAAGGAGGGGGAACCGGCCGAGCCAGUCGUAGCUCAAGUACCAACUACCACAGUGGAUGACGUUUUACCCACACACGAGGAAAUCAAGGAGGAAGAGAGCAUAGAGCCGGCCAAGGUGGCUGUGGAUGACCACGUGGAGAAUGUCGAGCCCAGGGAGAGUGCUUCAGUAGCGAUCCUGCAGGAGGGAGAAAAGUUGGCGGUGCCAGAGAUCGAGAGUGGUGCUCCAGAUUCCAUCCAUGUGACAGAUGCCACAGUGGACGACACACAGCGAGCAUCUCCUGCCAGUGAGGACAUUCACGACAACGUGGAAGAGGAGCAAAGCAAAGUCGAGGUGCAGCAUGAAGUUUCCGAACGCAAGGUCGAGCUUGCCGUCCCAGUAGAAGAACUCCCACAGUCAGGGAACGAAGAAGUCCAGCAGCCACAGCCUGUGCUUGAGGCCGUUCCCGAGACAGAGGCCGUGCCUGAGGCUUCUGAAGAGGCUGCCAAAGAGGUGCAACCAGCCGAGCCAGUUGUAGCUCAAGUACCAACCGCGAAAGUGGAUGACGUCUUACCCGCACACGAGGAAAUCAAGGAGGAAGAGAGCAUAGAGCCGGCCAAGGUGGCUGUGGAUGACCAGGUGGAGAAUGUCGAGCCCAGGGAGAGUGCUUCAGUCGCGAUCCUGCAGGAGGGAGAAAAGUUGGCAGUGCCAGAGAUCGAGAGUGGUGCACCGGAUUCCAUGCAUGCGACAGAUGCCACAGUGGACGACACACAGCGAGCACCUCCUGCCAGUGAGGACAUUCACGAGAACGUGGAAGAGGAGCAAAGCAAAGUCGAGGUGCAGCAUGAAGUUUCCGAAUGCGAGGUCGAGCUUGCUGUCCCAGUAGAAGAACUCCCACCGUCAGGGAACGAAGAAGUCCAGGAGCCACAGCCUGUGCUUGAGGCCGUUCCCGAGACAGAGGCCGUGCCUGAGGCUUCUGAAGAGGAUGCCAAAGAGGUGCAACCAGCCGAGCCAAUUGUAGCUCAAGUACCAACUGCGAAAGUGGAUGACGUCUUACCCGCACACGAGGAAAUCAAGGAGGAAGAGAGCAUAGAGCCGGCCAAGGUGGCUGUGGAUGACCAGGUGGAGAAUGUCGAGCCCAGGGAGAGUGCUUCAGUCGCGAUCCUGCAGGAGGGAGAAAAGUUGGCGGUGCCAGAGAUCGAGAGUGGUGCACUGGAUUCCAUGCAUGCGACAGAUGCCACAGUGGACGACACACAGCGAGCACCUCCUGCCAGUGAGGACAUUCACGACAACGUGGAAGAGGAGCAAAGCAAAGUCGAGGUGCAGCAUGAAGUUUCCGAACGCGAGGUCGAGCUUGCUGUCCCAGUAGAAGAACUCCCACAGUCGGGGAACGAAGAAGUCCAGGAGCCACAGCCUGUGCUUGAGGCCGUUCCCGAGACAGAGGCCGUGCCUGAGGCUUCUGAAGAGGAUGCCAAAGAGGUGCAACCAGCCGAGCCAGUUGUAGCUCAAGUACCAACCGCGAAAGUGGAUGACGUCUUACCCGCACACGAGGAAAUCAAGGAGGAAGAGAGCAUAGAGCAGGCCAAGGUGGCUGUGGAUGACCAGGUGGAGAAUUUCAAGCCCAGGGAGAGUGCUUCAGUCGCGAUCCUGCAGGAGGGAGAAAAGUUGGCGGUGCCAGAGAUCGAGAGUGCUGCUCCAGAUUCCAUCCAUGUGACAGAUGCCACAGUGGACGACACACAGCGAGCAUCUCCUGCCAGUGAGGACAUUCACGACAACGUGGAAGAGGAGCAAACCAAAGUCGAGGUGCAGCAUGAAGUUUCCGAACGCAAGGUCGAGCUUGCCGUCCCAGUAGAAGAACUCCCACAGUCAGGGAACGAAGAAGUCCAGCAGCCACAGCCUGUGCUUGAGGCCGUUCCCGAGACAGAGGCCGUGCCUGAGGCUUCUGAAGAGGCUGCCAAAGAGGUGCAACCAGCCGAGCCAGUUGUAGCUCAAGUACCAACUGCGAAAGUGGAUGACGUCUUACCCGCACACGAGGAAAUCAAGGAGGAAGAGAGCAUAGAGCCGGCCAAGGUGGCUGUGGAUGACCAGGUGGAGAAUGUCGAGCCCAGGGAGAGUGCUUCAGUCGCGAUCCUGCAGGAGGGAGAAAAGUUGGCAGUGCCAGAGAUCGAGAGUGGUGCACCGGAUUCCAUGCAUGCGACAGAUGCCACAGUGGACGACACACAGCGAGCACCUCCUGCCAGUGAGGACAUUCACGACAACGUGGAAGAGGAGCAAAGCAAAGUCGAGGUGCAGCAUGAAGUUUCCGAACGCGAGGUCGAGCUUGCUGUCCCAGUAGAAGAACUCCCACAGUCGGGGAACGAAGAAGUCCAGGAGCCACAGCCUGUGCUUGAGGCCGUUCCCGAGACAGAGGCCGUGCCUGAGGCUUCUGAAGAGGAUGCCAAAGAGGUGCAACCAGCCGAGCCAGUUGUAGCUCAAGUACCAACCGCGAAAGUGGAUGACGUCUUACCCGCACACGAGGAAAUCAAGGAGGAAGAGAGCAUAGAGCAGGCCAAGGUGGCUGUGGAUGACCAGGUGGAGAAUUUCAAGCCCAGGGAGAGUGCUUCAGUCGCGAUCCUGCAGGAGGGAGAAAAGUUGGCGGUGCCAGAGAUCGAGAGUGCUGCUCCAGAUUCCAUCCAUGUGACAGAUGCCACAGUGGACGACACACAGCGAGCAUCUCCUGCCAGUGAGGACAUUCACGACAACGUGGAAGAGGAGCAAACCAAAGUCGAGGUGCAGCAUGAAGUUUCCGAACGCAAGGUCGAGCUUGCCGUCCCAGUAGAAGAACUCCCACAGUCAGGGAACGAAGAAGUCCAGCAGCCACAGCCUGUGCUUGAGGCCGUUCCCGAGACAGAGGCCGUGCCUGAGGCUGCUGAAGAGGCUGUCAAGGAGGUGGAACCGGCCGAGCCAGUCGUAGCUCAAGUACCAACCGCGAAAGUGGAUGACGUUUUACCCACACACGAGGAAAUCAAGGAGGAAGAGAGCAUAGAGCCGGCCAAGGUGGCUGUGGAUGACCAGGUGGAGAAUGUCGAGCCCAGGGAGAGUGCUUCAGUCGCGAUCCUGCAGGAGGGAGAAAAGUUGGCAGUGCCAGAGAUCGAGAGUGGUGCACCGGAUUCCAUGCAUGCGACAGAUGCCACAGUGGACGACACACAGCGAGCACCUCCUGCCAGUGAGGACAUUCACGACAACGUGGAAGAGGAGCAAAGCAAAGUCGAGGUGCAGCAUGAAGUUUCCGAACGCGAGGUCGAGCUUGCUGUCCCAGUAGAAGAACUCCCACAGUCGGGGAACGAAGAAGUCCAGGACCCACAGCCUGUGCUUGAGGCCGUUCCCGAGCUUGAGGCCGUGCCUGAGGCUGCUGAAGAGGCUGCCAAAGAGGUGCAACCAGCCGAGCCAGUUGUAGCUCAAGUACCAACCGCGAAAGUGGAUGACGUCUUACCCGCACACGAGGAAAUCAAGGAGGAAGAGAGCAUAGAGCCGGCCAAGGUGGCUGUGGAUGACCAGGUGGAGAAUGUCGAGCCCAGGGAGAGUGCUUCAGUCGCGAUCCUGCAGGAGGGAGAAAAGUUGGCAGUGCCAGAGAUCGAGAGUGGUGCACCGGAUUCCAUGCAUGCGACAGAUGCCACAGUGGACGACACACAGCGAGCACCUCCUGCCAGUGAGGACAUUCACGAGAACGUGGAAGAGGAGCAAAGCAAAGUCGAGGUGCAGCAUGAAGUUUCCGAACGCGAGGUCGAGCUUGCUGUCCCAGUAGAAGAACUCCCACCGUCAGGGAACGAAGAAGUCCAGGAGCCACAGCCUGUGCUUGAGGCCGUUCCCGAGACAGAGGCCGUGCCUGAGGCUUCUGAAGAGGAUGCCAAAGAGGUGCAACCAGCCGAGCCAGUUGUAGCUCAAGUACCAACUGCGAAAGUGGAUGACGUCUUACCCGCACACGAGGAAAUCAAGGAGGAAGAGAGCAUAGAGCCGGCCAAGGUGGCUGUGGAUGACCAGGUGGAGAAUGUCGAGCCCAGGGAGAGUGCUUCAGUCGCGAUCCUGCAGGAGGGAGAAAAGUUGGCGGUGCCAGAGAUCGAGAGUGGUGCUCCAGAUUCCAUCCAUGUGACAGAUGCCACAGUGGACGACACACAGCGAGCACCUCCUGCCAGUGAGGACAUUCACGACAACGUGGAAGAGGAGCAAAGCAAAGUCGAGGUGCAGCAUGAAGUUUCCGAACGCGAGGUCGAGCUUGCUGUCCCAGUAGAAGAACUCCCACCGUCAGGGAACGAAGAAGUCCAGCAGCCACAGCCUGUGCUUGAGGCCGUUCCCGAGACAGAGGCCGUGCCUGAGGCUUCUGAAGAGGAUGCCAAAGAGGUGCAACCAGCCGAGCCAGUUGUAGCUCAAGUACCAACCGCGAAAGUGGAUGACGUCUUACCCGCACACGAGGAAAUCAAGGAGGAAGAGAGCAUAGAGCCGGCCAAGGUGGCUGUGGAUGACCAGGUGGAGAAUGUCGAGCCCAGGGAGAGUGCUUUAGUCGCGAUCCUGCAGGAGGGAGAAAAGUUGGCAGUGCCAGAGAUCGAGAGUGCUGCACUGGAUUCCAUGCAUGCGACAGAUGCCACAGUGGACGACACACAGCGAGCAUCUCCUGCCAGUGAGGACAUUCACGACAACGUGGAAGAGGAGCAAACCAAAGUCGAGGUGCAGCAUGAAGUUUCGGAACGCGAGGUUGAGCUUGCUGUCCCAGUAGAAGAACUCCCACCGUCAGGGAACGAAGAAGUCCAGGAGCCACAGCCUGUGCUUGAGGCCGUUCCCGAGACAGAGGCCGUGCCUGAGGCUUCUGAAGAGGAUGCCAAAGAGGUGCAACCAGCCGAGCCAGUUGUAGCUCAAGUACCAACCGCGAAAGUGGAUGACGUCUUACCCGCACACGAGGAAAUCAAGGAGGAAGAGAGCAUAGAGCCGGCCAAGGUGGCUGUGGAUGACCAGGUGGAGAAUGUCGAGCCCAGGGAGAGUGCUUCAGUCGCGAUCCUGGACGAGGGAGAAAAGUUGGCUGUGCCAGAGAUUGAGAGUGCUGCACCGGAUUCCAUGCAUGCAACAGAUGCCACCCUGAAGGACACACAGCGAGCAUCUUCUGCCAGUGAAGACAUUCACGAGAAUGUGGAAGAGGAGCAAACCAACGUCGCAGUGCAACAUGAAGUUUCCCAACGCGAGGUUGAGAUUGCCAUACCAGUAGAGGGAAGCCCGCAGCUCGUGAACGAAGCCGUCCAGGAGCCACAGCCUGUGCCUGAGGCCGUUCCCGAGCAUGAGGCCGUGCCUGAAGCUGCCGAAGAGGCUGCCAUGGAGGUGGAACCGGCGGAGCCAGUCGUAGCUCAAGUACCAACUGCCACAGUGGAUGACGUCUUACCCACACACGAGGAAAUCAAUGAGGAAGAGAGCAUAGAGCCGGCCAAGGUGGCUCUGGAUGACAAGGUAGAGAAUGUCGAGCCCCGGGAGAGUGCUUCAGUCGCGAUCCUGGACGAGGGAGAAAAGUUGGCUGUGCCAGAGAUUGAGAGUGCUGCACCGGAUUCCAUGCAUGCAACAGAUGCCACCCUGAAGGACACACAGCGAGCAUCUUCUGCCAGUGAAGACAUUCACGAGAAUGUGGAAGAGGAGCAAACCAACGUCGCAGUGCAACAUGAAGUUUCCGAACGCGAGGUUGAGAUUGCCAUAGCAGUAGAGGGACUCCCGCAGUUGGUGAACGAAGCCGUGCAGGAGCCACAGCCUGUGCCUGAGGCCAUUCCCGAGCAUGAGGCCGUGCCUGAAGCUGCCGAAGAGGCUGCCAUGGAGGUUGAACCGGCGGAGCCAGUCGUAGCUCAAGAACCAACUGCCACAGUGGAUGACGUCUUACCCACACACGAGGAAAUCAAUGAGGAAGAGAGCAUAGAGCCGGCCAAGGUGGCUGUGGAUGACCACGUGGAGAAUGUCAAGCCCAGGGAGAGUGCUUCAGUCGCGAUCCUGGACGAGGGAGAAAAGUUGGCGGUGCCAGAGACUGAGAGUGCUGCACCGGAUUCCAUGCAUGCAACAGAUGCCACCCUGGAGGACACACAGCGAGCAUCUUCUGCCAGUGAAGACAUUCACGAGAAUGUGGAAGAGGAGCAAACCAACGUCGCAGUGCCACAUGAAGUUUCCGAACGCGAGGUUGAGAUUGCCAUACCAGUAGAGGGACUCCCGCAGUUGGUGAACGAAGCCGUGCAGGAGCCACAGCCUGUGCCUGAGGCCGUUCCCGAGCAUGAGGCCGUGCCUGAAGCUGCCAAAGAGGCUGCCAUGGAGGUGGAACCGGCGGAGCCAGUCGUAGCUCAAGUACCAACUGCCACAGUGGAUGACAUCUUACCCGCACACGAGGAAAUCAAGGAGGAAGAGAGCAUAGAGCCGGCCAAGGUGGCUGUGGAUGACCACGUGGAGAAUGUCAAGCCCAGGGAGAGUGCUUCAGUCGCGAUCCUGGACGAGGGAGAAAAGUUGGCGGUGCCAGAGACUGAGAGUGCUGCACCGGAUUCCAUGCAUGCGACAGAUGCCACCUUGGAGGACACACAGCGAGCAUCUUCUGCCAGUGAAGACAUUCACCAGAAUGUGGAAGAGGAGAAAACCAACGUCGCAGUGCCACAUGAAGUUUCCGAACGCGAGGUUGAGAUUCCCGUCCCAGUAGAAGUACUCCUGCAGUCAGGGAACGAAGAAGUCCAGGAGCCACAGCAUGCGCUUGGGACCGUUCCCGAGCCAGAGGCCGUGCCUGAGGCUUCUGAAGAGGCUGCCAACGAGGUGGAGUCGGCCGAGCCAGUCGUAGCUCAAGAACCAACCGCCACAGUGGAUGACAUCUUACCCGCACACGAGGAAAUCAAGGAGAAAGAGAGCAUAGAGCCGGCCAAGGUGGCUCUGGAUGACCACGUGGAGAAUGUCGAGCCCAGGGAGAAUGCUUCAGUCGCGAUCCUGGACGAGGGAGAAAAGUUCGCGGUGCCAGAGAUCGAGAGUGGUGCAGCGGAUUCCAUGCAUGCGACAGAUGCCACAGUGGAGGACACACAGCGAGCAUCUUCUGCCACUGAAGAAAUUCACGAGAACGGGGAAGAGGAGCAAAGCAAUGUCGAAGUGCCACAUGAAGUUUCCGAAGGCAAAUUCGAUCUUGCUGUCCCAGUAGAAGAACUCCCACAGUCGGGGAACGAAGAAGUCCAGGAGCCACAGCUUGUGCUUGAGGCCGUGCCUGAGGCUUCUGAAGAGGCUGUCAAGGAGGUGGAACCGGCCGAGCCAGUCGUAGCUCAAGUACCAACCGCCACAGUGGAUGACAUCUUACCCGCACAUGAGGAAAUCAAGGAGGAAGAGAGCAUAGAGCCGGCCAAGGUGGCUCUGGAUGACAAGGUGGAGAAUGUCGAGCCCCGGGAGUGUGCUUUAGUCGCGAUCCUUGACGAGGGAGAAAAGUUGGCGGUGCCAGAGAUUGACAGUGCUGCACCGGAUUCCAUGCAUGCGACAGAUGCCACCGUGGAGGACACACAGCGAGCAUCUUCUGCCAGUGAAGACAUUCACCAGAACGUGGAAGAGGAGAAAACCAACGGUUACGUGCCACAUCAAGUAUCCGAACGCGAGGUUGAGAUUCCGAUCCCAGUAGAAGGACUCCCGCAGUCGGGGAACGAAGACGUCCAGGAGCCAGAGCAUGCGCUUGAGGCCGUUCCCGAGCCGGAGGCCGUGCCUGAGGCUUCUGAAGAGGCUGCCAACGAGGUGGAGUCGGCCGAGCCACUCGUAGCUCAAGUACCAACCGCCACAGUGGAUGACGUCUUACCCGCACACGAGGAAAUCAAGGAGAAAGAGAGCAUAGAGCCGGCCAAGGUGGCUCUGGAUGACCACGUGGAGAAUGUCGAGUCCAGGGAGAGUGCUUCAGUCGGGAUCCUGGACGAGGGAGAAAAGUUGGCGGUGCCAGAGAUUGACAGUGCUGCACCGGAUUCCAUGCAUGCAACAGAUGCCACCCUGGAGGACACACAGCGAGCAUCUUCUGCCAGUGAAGACAUUGACGAGAACGUGGAAGACGAACAAACCAACGUCGAGGUGCCACAUUUAGUUUCCGAACGCAAGGUCAAGCUUGCCGUCCCAGUAGAAGAACUCCCACAGUCAGGGAACGAAGAAGUCCAGGAGCCACAGCCUGUGCUUGAGGCCGUUUCCGAGCUUGAGGCCGUGCCUGAGGCUUCUGAAGAGGCUGUCAAGGAGGUGGAACCGGCCGAGCCAGUCGUAGCUCAAGUACCAACCGCCACAGUGGAUGACAUCUUACCUGCACACGAGGAAAUCAAGGAGGAAGAGAGCAUAGAGCCGGCCAAGGUGGCUCUGGAUGACAAGGUGGAGAAUGUCGAGCCCCGGGAGUGUGCUUCAGUCGCGAUCCUGCAGGAGGGAGAAGAGUUGGCGGUGCCAGAGAUCGAGAGUGGUGCACCGGAUUCCAUGCAUGCGACAGAUGCCACAGUGGAGGACACACAGCGAGCAUCUUCUGCCACUGAAGAAAUUCACGAGAACGGGGAAGAGGAGCAAAGCAAUGUCGAAGUGCCACAUGAAGUUUCCGAAGGGAAAUUCGAUCUUGCUGUCCCAGUAGAAGAACUCCCACAGUCGGGGAACGAAGAAGUCCAGGAGCCACAGCCUGUGCUUGAGGCCGUGCCUGAGGCUUCUGAAGAGGCUGUCAAGGAGGUGGAACCGGCCGAGCCAGUCGUAGCUCAAGUACCAACCGCCACAGUGGAUGACAUCUUACCCGCACAUGAGGAAAUCAAGGAGGAAGAGAGCAUAGAGCCGGCCAAGGUGGCUCUGGAUGACAAGGUGGAGAAUGUCGAGCCCCGGGAGAGUGCUUCAGUCGCGAUCCUGCAGGAGGGAGAAAAGUUGGCGGUGCCAGAGAUUGACAGUGCUGCACCGGAUUCCAUGCAUGCGACAGAUGCCACCGUGGAGGACACACAGCGAGCAUCUUCUGCCAGUGAAGACAUUCACGAGAAUGUGGAAGAGGAGCAAACCAACGUCGCAGUGCUACAUGAAGUUUCCCAACGCGAGGUUGAGAUUGCCAUACCAGUAGAGGGACGCCCGCAGCUCGUGAACGAAGCCGUCCAGGAGCCACAGCCUGUGCCUGAGGCCGUUCCCGAGCAUGAGGACGUGCCUGAAGCUGCCGAAGAGGCUGCCAUGGAGGUGGAACCGGCGGAGCCAGUCGUAGCUCAAGUACCAACUGCCACAGUGGAUGACAUCUUACCCACACACGAGGAAAUCAAGGAGGAAGAGAGCAUAGAGCCGGCCAAGGUGGCUGUGGAUGACCACGUGGAGAAUGUCGAGCCCAGGGAGAGUGCUUCAGUCGCGAUCCUGCAGGAGGGAGAAAAGUCGGCAGUGCCAGAGAUGGAGAGUGGUGCACCGGAUUCCAUGCAUGCAACCGAUGCCACAGUGGACGACACACAGCGAGCACCUCCUGCCAGUGAGGACAUUCACGAGAACGUGGAAGAGGAGCAAAGCAAAGUCGAGGUGCAGCAUGAAGUUUCCGAACGCGAGGUCGAGCUCGCUGUCCCAGUAGAAGAACUCCCACAGUCGGGGAACAAAGAAGUCCAGGAGCCACAGCAUGUGCUUGAGGCCGUUCCCGAGACAGAGGCCGUGCCUGACGCUGCUGAAGAGGCGGCCAAGGAGGUGCAACCGGCCGAGCCAGUUGUAGCUCAAGUACCAACCGCGACAGUGGAUGACGUCUUACCCGCACACGAGGAAAUCAAGGAGGAAGAGAGCAUAGAGCCGGCCAAGGUGGCUGUGGAAGACCACGUGGAGAAUGUCGAGCCCAGGGAGAGUGCUUCAGUCGCGAUCCUGCAAGAGGGAGAAAAGUUGGCAGUGCCAGAGAUGGAGAGUGGUGCACCGGAUUCCAUGCAUGCAACAGAUGCCACAGUGGACGACACACAGCGAGCACCUCCUGCCAGUGACGACAUUCACGAGAACGUGGAGGAGGAGCAAAGCAAAGUCGAGGUGCAGCAUGAAGUUUCCGAACGCGAGGUCGUGCUUGCUGUCCCAGUAGAAAAACUCCCACAGUCGGGGAACAAAGAAGUCCAGGAGCCACAGAAUGUGCUUGAGGCCGUUUUCGAGACAGAGGCCGUGCCUGAGGCUUCUGAAGAGGCUGCCAAAGAGGUGCAACCAGCCGAGCCAGUCGUAGCUCAAGUACCAACCGCCACAGUGGAUGACAUCUUACCCACACACGAAGAAAUCAAGGAGGAAGAGAGCAUAGAGCCGGCCAAGGUGGCUCUGGAUGACAAGGUACAGAAGGUCGAGCCCCGGGAGAGUGCUUCAGUCGCGAUCCUGGACGAGGGAGAAAAGUUGGCGGUGCCAGAGAUUGACAGUGCUGCACCGGAUUCCAUGCAUGCAACAGAUGCCACCCUGGUGGACACACAGCGAGCAUCUUCUGCCAGUGAAGACAUUCACGAGAAUGUGGAAGAGGAGCAAACCAACGUCGCAGUGCUACAUGAAGUUUCCCAACGCGAGGUUGAGAUUGCCAUACCAGUAGAGGGACGCCCGCAGCUCGUGAACGAAGCCGUCCAGGAGCCACAGCCUGUGCCUGAGGCCGUUCCCGAGCAUGAGGACGUGCCUGAAGCUGCCGAAGAGGCUGCCAUGGAGGUGGAACCGGCGGAGCCAGUCGUAGCUCAAGUACCAACUGCCACAGUGGAUGACAUCUUACCCGCACACGAGGAAAUCAAGGAGGAAGAGAGCAUAGAGCCGGCCAAGGUGGCUGUGGAUGACCACGUGGAUAAUGUCAAGCCCAGGGAGAGUGCUUCAGUCGCGAUCCUGGACGAGGGAGAAAAGUUGGCGGUCCCAGAGAUCGAGAGUGCUGCACCGGAUUCCAUGCAUGCAACAGAUGCCACCCUGGAGGACACACAGCGAGCAUCUUCUGCCAGUGAAGACAUUCACGAGAAUGUGGAAGAGGAGCAAACCAACGUCGCAGUGGAACAUGAAGUUUCCGAACGCGAGGUUGAGAUUGCCAUACUAGUAGAGGGACUCCCGCAGUUGGUGAACGAAGCCGUGCAGGAGCCACAGCCUGUGCCUGAGGCCGUUCCCGAGCAUGAGGCGGAGCCUGAAGCUGCCGAAGAGGCUGCCAUGGAGGUUGAACCGGCGGAGCCAGUCGUAGCUCAAGAACCAACUGCCACAGUGGAUGACGUCUUACCCACACACGAGGAAAUCAAUGAGGAAGAGAGCAUAGAGCCGGCCAAGGUGGCUGUGGAUGACCACGUGGAGAAUGUCAAGCCCAGGGAGAGUGCUUCAGUCGCGAUCCUGGACGAGGGAGAAAAGUUGGCGGUGCCAGAGAUUGAGAGUGCUGCACCGGAUUCCAUGCAUGCAACAGAUGCCACCCUGGAGGACACACAGCGAGCAUCUUCUGCCAGUGAAGACAUUCACGAGAAUGUGGAAGAGGAGCAAACCAACGUCGCAGUGCCACAUGAAGUUUCCGAACGCGAGGUUGAGAUUGCCAUACCAGUAGAGGGACUCCCGCAGUUGGUGAACGAAGCCGUGCAGGAGCCACAGCCUGUGCCUGAGGCCGUUCCCGAGCAUGAGGCCGUGCCUGAAGCUGCCAAAGAGGCUGCCAUGGAGGUGGAACCGGCGGAGCCAGUCGUAGCUCAAGUACCAACUGCCACAGUGGAUGACAUCUUACCCACACACGAGGAAAUCAAUGAGGAAGAGAGCAUAGAGCCGGCCAAGGUGGCUGUGGAUGUCCACGUGGAGAAUGUCAAGCCCAGGGAGAGUGCUUCAGUCGCGAUCCUGGACGAGGGAGAAAAGUUGGCGGUGCCAGAGAUUGACAGUGCUGCACCGGAUUCCAUGCAUGCAACAGAUGCCACCCUGGAGGACACACAGCGAGCAUCUUCUGCCAGUGAAGACAUUCACGAGAAUGUGGAAGAGGAGCAAACCAACGUCGCAGUGCAACAUGAAGUUUCCCAACGCGAGGUUGAGAUUGCCAUACCAGUAGAGGGAAGCCCGCAGCUCGUGAACGAAGCCGUCCAGGAGCCACAGCCUGUGCCUGAGGCCGUUCCCGAGCAUGAGGCCGUGCCUGAAGCUGCCGAAGAGGCUGCCAUGGAGGUGGAACCGGCGGAGCCAGUCGUAGCUCAAGUACCAACUGCCACAGUGGAUGACGUCUUACCCACACACGAGGAAAUCAAUGAGGAAGAGAGCAUAGAGCCGGCCAAGGUGGCUGUGGAUGACCACGUGGAGAAUGUCAAGCCCAGGGAGAGUGCUUCAGUCGCGAUCCUGGACGAGGGAGAAAAGUUGGCGGUGCCAGAGAUUGAGAGUGCUGCACCGGAUUCCAUGCAUGCGACAGAUGCCACCUUGGAGGACACACAGCGAGCAUCUUCUGCCAGUGAAGACAUUCACGAGAAUGUGGAAGAGGAGCAAACCAACGUCGCAGUGCCACAUGAAGUUUCCGAACGCGAGGUUGAGAUUCCCGUCCCAGUAGAAGUACUCCUGCAGUCAGGGAACGAAGAAGUCCAGGAGCCACAGCAUGCGCUUGGGACCGUUCCCGAGCCAGAGGCCGUGCCUGAGGCUUCUGAAGAGGCUGCCAACGAGGUGGAGUCGGCCGAGCCACUCGUAGCUCAAGAACCAACCGCCACAGUGGAUGACAUCUUACCCGCACACGAGGAAAUCAAGGAGAAAGAGAGCAUAGAGCCGGCCAAGGUGGCUCUGGAUGACCACGUGGAGAAUGUCGAGUCCAGGGAGAGUGCUUCAGUCGCGAUCCUGGACGAGGGAGAAAAGUUGGCGGUGCCAGAGAUUGACAGUGCUGCACCGGAUUCCAUGCAUGCAACAGAUGCCACCCUGGAGGACACACAGCGAGCAUCUUCUGCCAGUGAAGACGUUCACGAGAACGUGGAAGAGGAGCAAGCGAACGUCGCGGUGCCACAUCAAGUUUCCGAACGAGAGCUUGAGAUUGCCGUCCCAGUAGAAGGACUCCCACAGUUGGUGAACGAAGAAGUCCAGCAGCCACAGCCUGUGCUUGAGGCCGUUCCCGAGACAGAGGCCGUGCCUGAGGCUUCUGAAGAGGCUGCCAAAGAGGUGCAACCAGCCGAGCCACUUGUAGCUCAAGUACCAACCGCGAAAGUGGAUGACAUCUUACCCACACACGAGGAAAUCAAGGAGGAAGAGAGCAUAGAGCCGGCCAAGGUGGCUGUGGAUGACCACGUGGAGAAUGUCGAGCCCAGGGAGAGUGCUUCAGUCGCGAUCCUGCAGGAGGGAGAAAAGUUGGCGGUGCCAGAGAUUGAGAGUGCUGCACCGGAUUCCAUGCAUGCGACAGAUGCCACCCUGGAGGACACACAGCGAGCAUCUUCUGCCAGUGAAGACAUUGACGAGAACGUGGAAGAGGAGCAAACCAACGUUGACGUGCCACAUCCAGUAUCCGAACGCGAGCUUGAGAUUCCCAUUCCAGUAGAAGGACUCCCGCAGUUGGGGAACAUAGAAGUCCAGGAGCCAGAGCAUGCGCUAGAGGCCGUUCUCGAGCUAGGGGCCGUGCCUGAGGCUUCUGAAGAGGCUCCCAAGGAGGUGGAACCGGCCGAGCCAGUCGUAGCUCAAGUACCAACUGCCACAGUCGAUGAUGUCUUACCUGGACACGAGGAAAUCAAGGAGGAAGAGAGCAUAGAGCCGGCCAAGGUGGCUCUGGAUGACCAGGUGGAGAAUGUCGAGCCCAGGGAGAGUGCUUCAGUCGCGAUCCUGGAUGAGGGAGAAAAGUUGGCGGUGCCAGAGAUCGAGAGUGCUGCACCGGAUUCCAUGCAUGCGACAGAUGCCACCCUGGAGGACACACAGCGAGCAUCUUCUGCCAGUGAAGACAUUGACGAGAACGUGGAAGAGGAGCAAACCAACGUUGACGUGCCACAUCCAGUAUCCGAACGCGAGCUUGAGAUUCCCAUUCCAGUAGAAGGACUCCCGCAGUUGGGCAACAAAGAAGUCCAGGAGCCAGAGCAUGCGCUAGAGGCCGUUCUCGAGCUAGAGGCCGUGCCUGAGGCUUCUGAAGAGGCUCCCAAGGAGGUGGAACCGGCCGAGCCAGUCGUAGCUCAAGUACCAACUGCCACAGUCGAUGACGUCUUACCCGGACACGAGGAAAUCAAGGAGGAAGGGAGCAUAGAGCCGGCCAAGGUGGCUGUGGAUGACCAAGUGGAGAAUGUCGAGCGCAGGGAGAGUGCUUCAGUCGCAAUCCCGGACGAGGGAGAAAAGUUGGCAGUGCCAGAGAUGGAGAGUGGUGCACCGGAUUCCGUGCAUGCGACAGAUGGCACAGUGGAGGAGUCACAGCGAGCAUCUCCUGCCAGUGAGGGCAUUCACGAAAACGUGGAAGAGGAGCAAACCAAAGUCGAGGUGCCAGAUGAAGUUUCCAAACGUGAGGUCAAGCUUUCCGUCCCAGUAGAAGAACUCCUGCAGUCAGGGAACGAAGCCGUCCAGGAGCCACAGCCUGUGCUUGAGGCCGUUUCCGAGCUUGAGGCCGUGCCUGAGGCUUCUGAAGAGGCUGUCAAGGAGGUGGAACCGGCCGAGCCAGUCGUAGCUCAAGUACCAACCGCCACAGUGGAUGACAUCUUACCUGCACACGAGGAAAUCAAGGAGGAAGAGAGCAUAGAGCCGGCCAAGGUGGCUCUGGAUGACAAGGUGGAGAAUGUCGAGCCCCGGGAGUGUGCUUCAGUCGCGAUCCUGCAGGAGGGAGAAGAGUUGGCGGUGCCAGAGAUCGAGAGUGGUGCACCGGAUUCCAUGCAUGCGACAGAUGCCACAGUGGAGGACACACAGCGAGCAUCUUCUGCCACUGAAGAAAUUCACGAGAACGGGGAAGAGGAGCAAAGCAAUGUCGAAGUGCCACAUGAAGUUUCCGAAGGGAAAUUCGAUCUUGCUGUCCCCGUAGAAGAACUCCCACAGUCGGGGAACGAAGAAGUCCAGGAGCCACAGCCUGUGCUUGAGGCCGUGCCUGAGGCUUCUGAAGAGGCUGUCAAGGAGGUGGAACCGGCCGAGCCAGUCGUAGCUCAAGUACCAACCGCCACAGUGGAUGACAUCUUACCCGCACAUGAGGAAAUCAAGGAGGAAGAGAGCAUAGAGCCGGCCAAGGUGGCUCUGGAUGACAAGGUGGAGAAUGUCGAGCCCCGGGAGUGUGCUUCAGUCGCGAUCCUGCAGGAGGGAGAAGAGUUGGCGGUGCCAGAGAUCGAGAGUGGGUCACCGGAUUCCAUGCAUGCGACAGAUGCCACCGUGGAGGACACACAGCGAGCAUCUUCUGCCAGUGAAGACAUUCACCAGAACGUGGAAGAGGAGAAAACCAACGGUUACGUGCCACAUCAAGUAUCCGAACGCGAGGUUGAGAUUGCCAUCCCAGUAGAAGGACUCCCGCAGUCGGGGAACGAAGACGUCCAGGAGCCAGAACAUGCGCUUGAGGCCGUUCAGGCUUCUGAAGAGGCUGCCAACGAGGUGGAGUCGGCCGAGCCACUCGUAGCUCAAGUACCAACCGCCACAGUGGAUGACGUCUUACCCGCACACGAGGAAAUCAAGGAGAAAGAGAGCAUAGAGCCGGCCAAGGUGGCUCUGGAUGACCACGUGGAGAAUGUCGAGUCCAGGGAGAGUGCUUCAGUCGCGAUCCUGGACGAGGGAGAAAAGUUGGCGGUGCCAGAGAUUGACAGUGCUGCACCGGAUUCCAUGCAUGCAACAGAUGCCACCCUGGAGGACACACAGCGAGCAUCUUCUGCCAGUGAAGACGUUCACGAGAACGUGGAAGAGGAGCAAGCGAACGUCGCGGUGCCACAUCAAGUUUCCGAACGAGAGCUUGAGAUUGCCGUCCCAGUAGAAGGACUCCCACAGUUGGUGAACGAAGAAGUCCAGCAGCCACAGCCUGUGCUUGAGGCCGUUCCCGAGACAGAGGCCGUGCCUGAGGCUUCUGAAGAGGCUGCCAAAGAGGUGCAACCAGCCGAGCCACUUGUAGCUCAAGUACCAACCGCGAAAGUGGAUGACAUCUUACCCACACACGAGGAAAUCAAGGAGGAAGAGAGCAUAGAGCCGGCCAAGGUGGCUGUGGAUGACCACGUGGAGAAUGUCGAGCCCAGGGAGAGUGCUUCAGUCGCGAUCCUGCAGGAGGGAGAAAAGUUGGCGGUGCCAGAGAUCGAGAGUGCUGCACCGGAUUCCAUGCAUGCGACAGAUGCCACCCUGGAGGACACACAGCGAGCAUCUUCUGCCAGUGAAGACAUUGACGAGAACGUGGAAGAGGAGCAAACCAACGUUGACGUGCCACAUCCAGUAUCCGAACGCGAGCUUGAGAUUCCCAUUCCAGUAGAAGGACUCCCGCAGUUGGGCAACAAAGAAGUCCAGGAGCCAGAGCAUGCGCUAGAGGCCGUUCUCGAGCUAGAGGCCGUGCCUGAGGCUUCUGAAGAGGCUCCCAAGGAGGUGGAACCGGCCGAGCCAGUCGUAGCUCAAGUACCAACUGCCACAGUCGAUGACGUCUUACCCGGACACGAGGAAAUCAAGGAGGAAGGGAGCAUAGAGCCGGCCAAGGUGGCUGUGGAUGACCAAGUGGAGAAUGUCGAGCGCAGGGAGAGUGCUUCAGUCGCAAUCCCGGACGAGGGAGAAAAGUUGGCAGUGCCAGAGAUUGAGAGUUGUGCACCGGAUUCCGUGCAUGCGACAGAUGCCACCGUGGAGGACACACAGCGAGCAUCUCCUGCCAGUGAAGACAUUAAUGAGAACGUGGAAGAGGAGCAAACAAAAGUCGAGGUGCCAGAUGAAGUUUCCAAACGUGAGGUCAAGCUUUCCGUCCCAGUAGAAGAACUCCUGCAGUCAGGGAACGAAGCUGUCCAGGAUGCACAGCCUGUGCUUGAGGCCGUUUCCGAGCUUGAGGCCGUGCCUGAGGCUGCUGAAGAGGCUGCCAAGGAGGUGGAACCGGCCGAGGCAGUCGUAGCUCAAGUACCAAUCCGCACAGUGGAUGACGUCUUACCCGCACACAAGGAAAUCAAGGAGGAAGAGAGCAUAGAGCCGGCCAAGGUCGCUGUGGAUGACCAUGUGGAGAAUGUCGAGCCCAGGGAGAGUGCUUCAGUCGCGAUCCUGGACGAGGGAGAAAAGUUGGCGGUGCCAGAGAUCGAGAGUGCUGCACCGGAUUCCAUGCAUGAGACAGAUCGCACAGUGGAAGACACACAGCGAGCAUCUCUUGCCAGUGAAGACAUUCCCGAGCAAGUGGUAGAGGAGGAAGGCAAUGUCGAAGAGCCACAGCAAGUUGAGCUCGAGCUGCCUGUCCAGAAUGUCCCACAGGCUGCAUGGGAGGCUGUUCAGGAGGCUUGGGACGUCCCGAAGCAUGAAUCUGGUAUUCAGGCUUUUGAGCUGGUGGCUGCCGAAAAAGAUGUUGCCUUUUCACCAGCAACGGCCAGCGGCGUUCCUGAUCCGACAGUUGACCCUUCUGGAGGAGGCGGUGGUGGCGGUGGCUUAGACAUGAAAGUGAAGGAUGAAAAUCCAUCUGGGGACUUCAGUGUUGUUGCUGUGACAACAAUGACAUGGGCAGAUGGUAAGGAGCAGGUUUUGGGAGCUGUUGCUGUUCAUCACGUGAAGGUGUUGUCAUCUACUCUAGAUGACGAUUCUUGGGAGGAAGUGGCAGCUUCCGAACAAUAUGAACCAAAUGGUCUUGGGAGCAGUAAUGGUGGGACUCACAAGUUGGAUCUGAACAUCAUUGAGGACUAUGCUGGAGGCAAACAGUUGUAGUGUGAUUGUUUACGAACUUCAUAAUGGCCAUAGCAUUGGCUUUGCUAUUGUGGAAUGCAUUUGAAGUCAUCAAACUGCAAAGUCGGACAAGCCAAUCCAGAUGUGUACCAUUCUCUACUCA